GACUUCAGUCAGUAACGCAACACUUGCCGCCCAGUAUUCGAGAUGAAGAAGUCGAAAGCGUACAAGUUGGAGGCCCCCGAUGGCGGCUGGGGCAUCCUCGUCUGCAUCGGCAUGGCCCUUCCCUUUACGAGUGCCCUGGCCGCUUUGCCGUCGUUUGGCCUGGUCUUCGGAGAUUUCCUGAAGGGCAUUGGGGCAGGAACGAGUGCCAUGGCCAUCAUCACGAGCGCCUUCUUCUCGUCGAUGAGCUUCGCCGGACUGUUCUCCGGAUCGCUGUUCCAGCGCUUUGGGAUGCGGCAGGUGGGCCUUACUGGGGGCAUACUGUACUUUUUGGGCACCGGAAUGCAGCUGUUUGCCACCACCACGUGGCACCUAAUGCUGGCCUUCAGCGUGGUUCAGGGAUUCGCCUUUGGACUGAUGGUGCCCACCUGCUACACGACCUUCAACCAUUACUUCGUGAAGAACCGGGUGAUGUGGAUGAGUUUCGCCCAAACGCUGAUUGGAUUGGGAUCCAUGUUGUAUCCGAUUGUGAUGCAGAAGUUGUUGCAGUGGUACGGCUUCCGGGGCUGCCUGCUCAUGCUGACCGGUCUUAAUGCCCAUGCGGUGCUCGGCAUGCUGGUGAUGCAUCCCGUCGAGUGGCACAUGCGUCGUGUGCCCAUUGAAGCCGAGGAGGAGGAGCUGAAGCUGCAGGAGCUGCCGGUGAAGCCAGCGGUGGUGGUUAGAGUACAACCGGAGACGCCUCUGAAGCCCUCCAAGGAGGAGCCCACGUUCCACGCAGAUCCGGUAGCGCGACGCCUCUCCCACGCCGAGGAGCAAAUGCUGAGGGUCCUCUCCAGCCGGGCCUCCAGCAUCACUAGCCUGGGCAACUGGUCGGGACCCGUGGUGGUCAGCGAUGCCUCUCCCCAGAUGAUGCACAGCCUUCAGGCCUCGCGUCGCCAAAGUAUGAUCACCGGUGGAGCAGGUGGUGCAGUUGGGCGAUCUGUGCCCCCGGAAGAGGCGCCAAAGAAGGGCUGGGUGCGCACUGUGGUCGAUUUCCUCGAUCUGACGAUUCUUAAGAAGCCCAUCUACGUGAACAUCGUGCUUGGAAUCACUUUCGCCCUCUACUCCGACAUCACGUUCUUCACCAUGCAGCCGGUGUAUCUUUUCGAAUUGGGCUACAGCAAGCCGGAUACUGCCACCAUUAUAGCCAUCGGAGCAGCUGCAGAUUUAACGUCCCGUAUUUUCUUAGCGAUCACCGCCGUCUGCAUCCAAGUUCCUUCCCGAUAUAUUUACCUGGCCGGAGCGGUUUUAACGGUCUUUGCAAGAUUUGUUUUCAACGGCAUUACAGAGUUUGUGAGCAUGGCCUGCAUUACGGCUGUUAUUGGUUUUCUUCGCACUUGGCUUCACGUCCCAUUGCCUCUCGUUUUUGCUGACUAUUUGUCCAAGGAGAGGUUCGCCACCGGCUAUGGGUUGUUUAUGUUUAUCCAAGGCAAUGGCAUGUUUCUUAUAGGCCCCAUUGUCGGGAUGAUACGUGAUCAGACAAAGGACUAUAUUCUGGUCUUCCACAUCCUCAAUGGCUUCAUGAUCCUGUGCGCUGCUCCUUGGGUUAUAGAAGUCCUUAUCGUACAGUUCCGAAGACGCAAUAAGAUCGAACGCAACAAUGUUGAUCACGAGGAAGUGGAGAACCAAGGACGUAGUGCAAUGGUCCAUUAAAAAACAUUUUAGAACUUUUAGAAAGAAUUCAAGUUUUUUUAAGGUUAAUAUUAAACAAGAGUUUUUAAACGCAAUUAUAGAUAUACAUAUAUGA
Molecule: messenger RNA, 1783 nt
Organism: Drosophila ficusphila
Lineage: Eukaryota; Metazoa; Arthropoda; Insecta; Diptera; Drosophilidae
Product: monocarboxylate transporter 9
Exons: 5
Coding region: 43-1689 (548 amino acids)
Biological process (GO): monocarboxylic acid transport; transmembrane transport
Molecular function (GO): monocarboxylic acid transmembrane transporter activity
Source: RefSeq, a predicted model, not a curated record